UGCAAGCAAGCAAGCAGGAGGCCGUUUGACUGUGGGAGUGGAGCAAUGCCAAAAUCAAAGGAACUUGUUUCUUCAAGCUCGUCAGGCAGUGAUUCUGACAGUGAAGGUGACAAAAAGUUAAAGAGGAAAAAGCAAGUUGCUCCAGAAAAACCUUUAGAGAAACAAAAGACUGGAGAAACUUGGAGAGCUCUGUCAUCUUCCAAACAGAACAGUAGUAGCAGAGAUGAUAACAUGUUUCAGAAUGGGAAAAUGAGGUACGUUAGUGUUUUGGACUUUAAAGGGAAAGUUCUAAUUGAUAUUACAGAAUAUUGGAUGGAUCCAGAAGGUGAAAUGAAGCCAGGAAGAAAAGGUAUUUCCUUAAAUCCAGAGCAAUGGAGCCAGCUGAAAGAACAAAUUUCUGACAUUGACGAUGCAGUAAGAAAACUAAAAUCCGAGCCAUAUAAAAGCUGUACUGUUCUAGUUGUUUCAAUCUAUCUUUUUACAUUGGCUUUUGUUUUCUAAAUGUUGUUUUCCAAGCUAUUGUAUAUUUGGACUGCAGAACAAUUUGUAAGAUUAAUACUUUUUUAAGAUGUGCAUUAUUAAAAAUAUUCUGAGUGAA
Messenger RNA from Galeopterus variegatus (Sunda flying lemur), 598 nucleotides. RefSeq names its product activated RNA polymerase II transcriptional coactivator p15. The transcript has a single exon. The record is from RefSeq and is a predicted model, not a curated record. Gene Ontology annotation, biological process: positive regulation of transcription initiation by RNA polymerase II. Lineage: Eukaryota; Metazoa; Chordata; Mammalia; Dermoptera; Cynocephalidae. Gene Ontology annotation, cellular component: nucleus; transcription regulator complex. Gene Ontology annotation, molecular function: DNA binding; transcription coactivator activity. Bases 46 to 501 code for a protein of 151 amino acids.